UAAAGACAUUUAAAUUUGUGGGAAACAAAUUUCGCGAUCCCCCUGCAGUACCUCCACGGACCCCCUGUUGAAGACCUCUGGUCUAUAGUAUGAGCACACCAACUUCACAACUCGGGAAAUGGGACCUUCCGAGGAGCAUGUGAACGCAACAUCAGCCCCUCCCCCCUUUUGUUCACGUCACGCUUUUCCUCUACGGGUCGUCAUGACGACGGCGUUGUGAAGGCAUCCAGCGCCUCUCUGCCUGUGUCGAGCAGAGAAAAACCCACCAGGACAAGCUGCAGGAUUUCCUCAAUGACUGCUGCUUCCUGAAGAAAGAAUAGCGAUACACACACAUGCGAAAUGCAUCAUGGGAUAGAGCCUGCCUCCUCCUGAUCUCACCGUGAAGUAAACUGACACAAACCAGGAGAGUAAUGGCGACAUGUGAAGAAGCAGAUCUCACAGUGUGUGGAUCAGAUGAGGAGCCUUCACCCCAGGAGGAUGAGGAGGAGGAGCAGCUUUACCGGACACCAGAGGGGAGAAGAAGUAAAAGACCUGCUGACAUCCUGUUGGAUCUCAGUGAGGAGGCCGACCUGAAAGAACUGGAGCCAUAUCAGUAUCAUCUGUACUCUGGUGUGGAAGAAGCUGUCUGUGGUUGGGACAGAGUUGCUCCACUGAGCUGCAUUCUUCUGACUCAGAAGAAAGACAGGAAAUGGACAACAGAACCAAAGGAGGCUGACAAACCAACCAUCUCUGCAGAUCCGACACCUGUUACAGCAGAAAGCUCAGCCAGCAUCGCAGAGCAGCGCUGUGAGUCGCGUCCAGGACUUUGUAACCAACAGGGAGAAUCUUGCAUUAACAAUGCUGUGGCAGCUCUGCAGCUAGAUAUCACAGAAUGGCCUUUCGUCAAUGCCAUGCAGAAAACUACAUCACAUCACUUCCCAGAAACGACAGAGGAAGGAUGGACUCUUGGAGCGACUUUGCGGCCUCAUCAUCUGUCCACAAAAUGCACCGUGUCAGAGAAAAGACAUAUUAAGCCUCAGAAACACAGCCACAGGCCCAACAGCACCGUGGUUCCCAUCAAGACCUACACAUUCUUACCACCAAUCAAGCCGCCACAUCUGAAUCCCAAAGUUGACGGCCAGACCUGCAGUGGCAGGAAGGCUUCAGGGGGCGUGAACUUGCAGGAAAGAGGUUUCAUGUUGGAUAAGAGAAGCGGGAGGAGAGGAAGAAGAGAGGAGCCUGUUGCAAACGCUGGGCUUCCCAAUCACCCUGCAGCCCUGACCUCCACACACCAGACAUGUCACCAUAACGCACCCUUGUCUUAUGCAGGUAGUGUUUCUAUUCCCAAAGGGUAUCAGCUGUCCGUGUCCUCCAAACCUGACACAGAGCAAUACGGGCGCUACAUGAUGGGUGAGAGCCUCACACGGAUCCUCCAGGGCAGCACUGCAGCAGGUGCCCAAACCCACCUGCACCCCAGCUGCCUGUUUUCUUAAGGAACAAGCUUGUGUCUGCUGUCACGCUGUGUGAGGCCUGUGCAAUAAAACCUCUAAUUUCAUGUGAUGAUGAUGGUACCACAACCUUUAAUAUCUCAGGUUCUACAAAGUCUUCACUGCAUCGUAUAAUGUUGCCAUCACCGUAGAUGGAAGAAAUUGCAGUAAUUGCAGAGAUAAUUUGUUUUUCAUCCGCAGUCCAAUAUAAACCUUCAGAGCAUACUCACCAUAACAAUAGAAGUCCAUUGAUGAGCUCUUUAUGUCAUCUGGGACUUUAUUUUCCUCUGACCAGUUCCCACAAGUGCUUCUUCAGCUGUUCAAGUUGCCUAGCAACCAUUGCCUCUCACAAUCUGCUUUUCAAACUCCAAUGAAUUUAGUAUUGGUAUUGCACAUGUAGCCUCCGUCGGUACAUGCAAACUGUGUCCAAACUCCUGCAUCUGUUCAGUUGAUCAGUCAGUGAUUCCUGGUGGUUGUGGCACCGUGUACAAGGGUUAUCAGAGCAGUAUUAUACCGAGAUCCCUAAAUCAACUGUGUCACAUUGAUCUCCAAAAACCUUUUACUACUUACAUUGUGACAAGCCGAUUACUUUAUUAUACUACCUCUUUUGUAUUGAGCUGCCUUGUGAAUUAAAAGAAACCUACAGAUAAAGUGAAUAGAAGUCUGGUUCUAUCGGGUUUUGGAUCUAGUGAAUUUAAAUAAACUAGAAUGGCACAACAGUCCUCUUAAAUUCAAAGCUGCACCAAAUUUUACACUGAUACAUAUCAUUCCCCUAAAUGUACCUAUGUUUUUCAUCAACAUCCCUGUUCGGAAAACUGAAAAUAUUGAAAAAACGCCCCGUCUUUAAUGUUAAAGACAGUGAAAAAUAAUUCCUGCAUCAGCACCAAUAUUUAAUAGGUUCUUUGCUGACCUAUACCACAUCCUUCCACCAUGUUUCAUGAUAAUCUGUCCAGUAGUUUGUGUCAUCUUGCUUACAAUAAACAAACCAACAAGCAAACACAUAGGGGGAAAUAAAACCUCUUUGACGGAGGCAAUAAAGAAGUAUAAGAAAGGGUUGACAAACUCAAAUCUCAUUCAAUCUCUCAGUUUGUAAGUUUCACACAGGAGAACAAAUUGCACACUGAAGAUAACUUCAACCUGUGCAUUUUAUUCCCCUGAGCAAAGCUGCAGUCUCGUUGAUUUGGAUACAUGAACUCUCAGAAGAAUGUGUUCUAAUCCACCACACUGUUUGUGUUUUUACUAUUUCAACACGUGUUCAAUAUUAAAAAUGUGUCAAAAAAAUAAAAAAUAAAAAUUGUCAACUGA
Messenger RNA from Hippoglossus stenolepis (Pacific halibut), 2771 nucleotides. RefSeq lists its product as uncharacterized. The record is from RefSeq and is a predicted model, not a curated record. NCBI's taxonomy places the organism in Eukaryota, Metazoa, Chordata, Actinopteri, Pleuronectiformes, Pleuronectidae. The transcript is spliced from 3 exons. Bases 411 to 1472 code for a protein of 353 amino acids.